AUGAACAAUUUGCUGAUGACUGGACCAAAGGCGUAUUUUACCUAUGCAAGUAGUGUGCGGGUCGGUGCUCAGAGUGGGAUACAUGAAUGCAAACAUCAAUUUGCUUGGGACAGGUGGAACUGCCCGGACAGCGCGCUACAACUUUCCACAAUUAAAGGCUUUAGAAGUGCAACGAGAGAGACGUCAUUUGUCCAUGCAAUAAGCGCAGCCGGGGUUAUGUAUACUUUAACCAGAAACUGCAGUCUCGGAGAUUUGGACGACUGCGGAUGUGACCGUUCGAGGAACGGCAAACUCGGGGGUCGUGGCUGGCUUUGGGGAGGAUGUAGUGACAACGUAGAUUUUGGAGAGAGAAUUUCUAAACAAUACGUGGAUGCGCUUGAGACUGGACAAGACUCUCGAGCUGCAGUUAAUCUUCAUAAUAACGAAGCUGGACGUUUGGCUGUAAAGGCGACCAUGAAGAGGAUCUGUAGGUGCCAUGGCAUGUCAGAAAGUUGCUCAAUGCAAACGUGUUGGAUGCAGCUUUCUGAUUUCCGUGAGAUUGGCAAUUACCUGAAAGUGAAGCACGACCAGGCCCAGAAGCUCGAAAUGGACAAGAGACGAAUGCGCGCGGGCAACACCGCGGACAACCGCGUGGCCAUGGCAGACGCUUUCGGCUCCAUCGCCCGGACAGAGCUCAUAUAUCUGGAGGAUUCGCCGGAUUAUUGCGCCAAGAACCAGAGCCUCGGGCUUUCUGGCACAGAGGAUCGGGAGUGCCUGCAGCAUGGAGAAAGUCUUAGUCAGUGGGAAAGGCGAAGCUGCCGCAGACUGUGCCAUGAGUGCGGUCUGCGGGUGGAGGAGAGGCGCACAGAGAUAGUGAGCAGCUGCAACUGCAAGUUCCACUGGUGCUGCACAGUAAAGUGCGAGAACUGCUCUCAGGUCACUGUCAAACACGUUUGCGCCCGGAGACACGGAAGCCACGGUCACCAAAGACGCAGACCUCGAGGACCAAAAUAAAACACCUCCUAAACUAUUUUCUUAGGAGAACACCUA
Molecule: messenger RNA, 1029 nt
Organism: Rhinichthys klamathensis goyatoka
Lineage: Eukaryota; Metazoa; Chordata; Actinopteri; Cypriniformes; Leuciscidae
Product: protein Wnt-8a
Exons: 5
Coding region: 1-993 (330 amino acids)
Biological process (GO): neuron differentiation; multicellular organism development; canonical Wnt signaling pathway
Cellular component (GO): extracellular region
Molecular function (GO): cytokine activity; frizzled binding
Source: RefSeq, a predicted model, not a curated record